GACUGAUCAACUGUGAAAGGACAGCAAACUCCCAGACAGCUGCAUCCCUGGUAAAAUUUUGAAUAACAAACGAAAACAUUCACUACAGCUAAGAAAAAUAUGGACAAUAGUAAGCAAACUGUUGUUGUAACAGGGUUUGAGCCAUUUGGAGAGCACACUAUUAAUGCCAGUUGGGUAGCAGUACAGGAACUGAAGAAGCUGGGCCUGGGAAAGGAUAUAGACCUGCAUGUGUAUGAGGUGCCUGUUGACUACCAGGCAGUCCAGAGUUUGAUUCCAUCACUAUUGAAGCAGUAUCAUCCUCAGUUAGUGGUCCAUGUUGGAGUCUCAGGUAUGGCCACCACCGUUACCUUAGAGAAAUGUGGCCGUAACCAUGGCUACAAGGGUCUGGACAACAGCCGCUUCUGUCCCCAUUCUCAGUGUUGCAUUGAGGGGGGCCCAGACUGCAUUGACUCUGUUAUUGACAUGGAAUCGGUCUGCAAAAGAGUGACAGCCUCUGGACUAGGAGUAGCAGUCUCCGUCUCUCAAGAUGCUGGCAGAUACCUCUGUGACUUCACCUACUACACCUCUCUGUACCUGAGCCAUGGGCACUCGGCAUUCAUCCACGUGCCUCCCAUAGAGAAGCCUUAUAGUGGAGUGGACUUGGGUAGGGCCCUCCAAGCCAUCAUACAAGAGAUGUUGGACAUGCUCAACCAACCCAAAGAGAAGAUCCACUGCCAGCGUGUGCACUAAUUUACCUGUGAAAGCCAACUGCCUUUAACCCCUUACACACACGAGAGAUUAUGCACUUAACCACAACUAGCCAAACAAUGUUUUUGUUUCAUUACCUCUUCUGGUGCAAAUUCAAA
Oncorhynchus nerka (sockeye salmon) is the source of this 845-nucleotide messenger RNA. Its product is annotated as pyroglutamyl-peptidase 1-like. The transcript is spliced from 5 exons. Gene Ontology annotation, cellular component: cytosol. NCBI's taxonomy places the organism in Eukaryota, Metazoa, Chordata, Actinopteri, Salmoniformes, Salmonidae. The coding region runs from base 100 to 729 and encodes 209 amino acids. The record is from RefSeq and is a predicted model, not a curated record. Gene Ontology annotation, biological process: proteolysis. Gene Ontology annotation, molecular function: pyroglutamyl-peptidase activity.